Messenger RNA from Apodemus sylvaticus (European woodmouse), 4716 nucleotides. RefSeq names its product ASXL transcriptional regulator 1 (gene Asxl1). The transcript has 12 exons. Gene Ontology annotation, cellular component: PR-DUB complex. Bases 116 to 4696 code for a protein of 1526 amino acids. Lineage: Eukaryota; Metazoa; Chordata; Mammalia; Rodentia; Muridae. The record is from RefSeq and is a predicted model, not a curated record. Gene Ontology annotation, biological process: animal organ morphogenesis; positive regulation of transcription by RNA polymerase II. Gene Ontology annotation, molecular function: DNA binding; chromatin binding; peroxisome proliferator activated receptor binding.
CGCCGCCACGCGCCCCCCGCCGCUGCCGCCUCCACCCCAGCCCCGCGCCGCCACCGCCCCAGCCCGCCCCGCCCGAAGGACCCGCGUGGAACCGCCACCACCGUCGCGGAGGAGGAUGAAGGACAAACAGAAGAGGAAGAAGGAGCGCACGUGGGCCGAGGCCGCGCGCCUGGUGUUAGAAAACUACUCGGAUGCUCCAAUGACACCAAAACAGAUUCUGCAGGUCAUAGAGGCAGAAGGACUAAAGGAAAUGAGUGGGACAUCCCCUCUCGCGUGCCUCAAUGCCAUGCUGCAUUCCAACUCAAGAGGAGGCGAAGGGCUGUUCUAUAAACUGCCUGGCCGGAUUAGUCUUUUCACACUCAAGAAAGAUGCUGUACAGUGGUCUAGAAAUGCAGCUACAGUGGACGGAGAAGAGCCAGAGGACUCCGCUGAUGUGGAAAGCUGUGGGUCUAAUGAAGCCAGCACUGUGAGUGGUGAAAAUGAUGUUUCUCUGGAUGAAACGUCUUCGAAUGCAUCCUGCUCUACAGAGUCUCAGAGCCGGCCUCUCUCCAAUCCUAGGGAUAGCCACAGGGCUUCCUCACAGGCAAACAAACAGAAGAAAAGAACUGGGGUCAUGCUGCCUCGUGUCGUCCUGACUCCUCUGAAGGUAAACGGGGCCCACGUGGAACCUGCAUCAGGAUUCUCAGGCCGCCAUGCAGAUGGGGAGAGUGGCAGUCCAUCCAGCAGCAGCAGCGGUUCUCUGGCUUUGGGGAACAGUGCCAUUCGAGGCCAGGCUGAGGUCACUCGGGAUCCUGCCCCCCUCUUGAGAGGCUUCCGGAAGCCAGCCACAGGGCAAAUGAAGCGCAAUAGAGGGGAAGAGGUAGAUUUUGAGACGCCUGGGUCCAUUCUUGUUAACACCAACCUCCGUGCGCUGAUCAACUCUCGGACCUUCCAUGCCCUGCCAACACAUUUCCAGCAGCAACUCCUCCUCCUCCUGCCUGAAGUGGACAGACAGGUGGGGACAGAUGGCCUGCUGCGCCUUAGUGGCAGUGCACUCAAUAAUGAGUUUUUCACCCAUGCAGCUCAGAGCUGGCGGGAACGCCUUGCUGAUGGUGAAUUCACUCAUGAGAUGCAAGUCAGGCUAAGACAGGAAAUGGAAAAGGAGAAGAAGGUAGAACAAUGGAAGGAAAAGUUCUUUGAAGAUUACUACGGACAGAAAUUGGGUUUGACCAAAGAAGAAUCACUGCAGCAGAAAGAGGACCAGGAGGAGGCCAAAAUCAAGAGUGGUUUGUGUGUGUCUGGAGAGUCAGUGCGGCCACAGCGUGGCCCCAACACCCGUCAGCGGGAUGGACAUUUUAAGAAACGUUCUCGGCCAGAUCUCCGAACCAGAUCCAGAAGGAAUCUGUACAAAAAACAGGAGCCAGAACAAGCAGGGGUUGCUGAGGAUGCAGACGCUGCUCCAGAGGUCUCAUUCUCUAAAGAAGCUAAGAUCGACUCAGCGGGUGUGAACAGUCCCCCUGGGCCAGAUAUGUCUGCUGCAGCAUCUGGACAGGAAGGUCCCAAGUGUCCCAGUGAACCUGUGGCUUCCCAGAUCCAAACAGAAACGGACAGCUUGGCAUGUGCCUCUGCAUCUCCAGACAGAAUCCCUACCUUACCUCAGGAUACUGUGGAUCAAGAGACAAAGGAUCAGAAGAGGAAAUCCUUUGAGCAGGAAGCCUCUGCGUCCUUUCCCGAAAAGAAGCCCCGGCUUGAAGACCGUCAGUCCUUUCGUAACACAAUUGAAAGUGUUCACACCGAAAAGCCACAGCCCACUAAAGAGGAGCCAAAAGUCCCGCCCAUCCGGAUUCAACUUUCACGUAUCAAACCACCCUGGGUGGCUAAAGGUCGGCCCACUUACCAGAUAUGCCCCCGGAUCGUCCCCAUCACGGAGUCCUCCUGCCGGGGUUGGACUGGUGCCAGGACCCUCGCAGACAUUAAAGCCCGUGCUUUGCAGGCCCGAGGGGCGAGAGGCUACCACUGCAAUCGAGAGGCGGCCACCACUGCCAUCGGAGGGGGGGGUGGCCCGGGUGGAGGUGGCAGUGGGGCCAUCGAUGAGGGAGGUGGCAGAGACGGCAGCAGUAGUGAUGGUAGUGCGGCCUGUGGCCACUCUGAGGCCAGGGGAGCUCCAAGCACCUCUGGAGAGAGUACGACAGAUCUACAGCGAACACAACUAUUGCCGCCUUGUCCUCUGAAUGGAGAGCACACUCCGGCUGAAGCUGCCAUGCCCAGAGCCAGAAGAGAUGACUCCGCUUCUCUCAGAAAGGAAGAGAGCUGCCUGUUGAAGAGGGUCCCAGGCGUGCUCACACGUGGGCUGGAAGAUGCCUCUCAGCCCCCUGUUGCUCCCACUGGAGACCAGCCGUGUCAGGCUUUGCCCCCUCUGUCCUCCCAAACUCCAGUGGCUGAGAUGUUAGCAGAACCACCUAAGCUGCCUCUAGAUGCUAGAACUGAGUCUAAGCCUGGUUCUACUUCCCGGGAGAGGGGUAGUGAAGAUGAAGAACCUGCUGUGCCCUCAGAGAGUUCUGGAUGGUCUCCAUUGGAAGAUGUCUUAGCAGGAGGAAAUGACCAGGCCUUUGAUAAUAUGAAGGAGCCUGUAAAUAUGACACCUGCUUUUAUAUCCAAAUUGUCAUUAGCUAACUACCUACAGGAUAGGCCUGCUGAUGAUGAAUUAGGGCUUGGUGCCACAGGCCCACUCAUACGGGAAGGUAGUAGACAAGAAACUUUGACUGAGGCUUUUGCAUCUGGCAGUCCUACCUCCUGGGUGCCCAUUCUGUCAAAUUAUGAGGUAAUAAAAGAGUCUGAUCCAGAAUCCAGAGAAAACAUACCAUGUCUGGAGCCCCAGGAUGAAAAAGAGUGGGAGAGAGCUGUCCCCCUCAUUGCUGCCAUGCCUGGGAACUUGGCAGCCGCAGAAAGUGUGCCCAGCUCUGAGAGCCGUGUUUCACACUGGACAGCACCUCCUCCAGGAGCCAUGGGCAGCACUGGCAGUGACAGUGAAGAGGCAGACCUUGAAAGACUGGAAAUGAAUGGCAUCUGUGAAGUACCGAGUCCUCACGGUGAAUCCACAGAUACAGCCUCUGACUCUGAGGGCCACUUCUCUGAGGACAGCAGUGAAGGUGAUGCAAGGGAAGUCACAGUGGUCAAGGAGUUGUUAGGUGGGCGUGACAAGCAGCACUGGGAUCCAUCCGCCUCUCUGCCCAAGUCGAGUGGUGACCUAAGUGUGCUUACAAGGACAGGGGGGGUGACUGCUUCUCAGAGCUGGGUGUCUAGAGUAUGUCCAGCCCCUCACAAGAUCCCAGACGCCCUGCUGCUGUCCAGUGUCGAGUGCCAACCCAGGUCUGUGUGCCCACCGAGGCCUGGUUCUUCAGUGGAGGUUACCAACCCACUUGUGAUGCACCUGCUGCAUGGUAAUUUGCCCCUGGAGAAGGUUCUUCCUCCAGGUCACAGAAGCAGCCAACCAGAAUCCCCACAGCUGCCACUUAGAGAACAGAGGCAAGAUAGAGGCACUCCACAAGGUACAGGGGAAGACAAUCACCUCGUUGCCAGAAGCAACCUUGGUUCUGCACAAACAUUGAAAGAGUCUAUUCUGGCUCAGAGCUAUGGAGCAAGUGCUGGUCUUGUCAGGGCAAAGGCCUCCAAGGCUCCUAGAAUGUCCCAAAAGAUUGCCAAGAUGGUUCCAAGUGUAGACUCCCAGCAUCCAGUAACAGAACUGACACCUUCCUCUGGGAACCUGGAAGAAAUAGAUUCCAAAGAGCAUCUCUCUUCCUUCCUUUGUGAAGAGCAGAAAGAAACCCAUUCCCUGUCUCAAGGCAGUGACCUAGGUGCUGCCCCGGGCCAACGUCCAGGAGAUCACUCUACCUCCAAAGUGCCAUGCUUCUCUACAGAUGUGAGCCUCUCCUUUGGAUCUGAGCAGACAGAUGGGACCCUGAAUGAUGAGAACAAUGCUGGUGGUCACGAGAAGAAACUAUUUGAUCCCAGGAAUACAGUUGCCACCCUGCAGUGCCCCAGGUCUGAAGAGCAGACACCACUACCUGCUGAGAUCCCUCCGAUGUUUCCCAGUAGGAAGAUAGAACCAAGCAAAAACUCUGUGUCUGGUGGUGUGCAGACUACAAAGGAAAGCAGGACGCCCAAACCACCACCUGUCUCUGCUGGCAACAUCAAGACAGAGCAGACGUUUUUGAGGGAUCCCAUCAAGGCAGAUGCAGAGAACAGAAAAGCUGCAGGGUACAGUUCUCUGGAACUAGUGGGUCACUUGCAAGGGAUGCCUUUUGUUGUGGACCUUCCUUUCUGGAAAUUACCCAGAGAGCCAGGGAAAGGGUUCAGUCAACCCCUGGAGCCUUCUUCCAUCCCCUCCCAACUCAACAUCAAGCAGGCUUUGUAUGGGAAGUUCUCUAAACUCCAGCUGAGUCCCACCAGCUUUAAUUACUCCUCCAGCUCUGCCGCCUUUCCCAAAGGCCUUGCUGGUGGUGUGGUGCAGCUGAGCCACAAAGCCAGCUUUGGUACAGGCCAUACUGCAUCACUGUCCCUACAAAUGUUCACUGACAGCACUGCAGUAGAAAGCAUCUCUCUCCAGUGUGCAUGCAGCCUGAAAGCCAUGAUCAUGUGCCAAGGCUGCGGGGCGUUCUGCCAUGAUGACUGCAUCGGUCCUUCAAAGCUCUGUGUAUUGUGCCUUGUGGUGAGAUAAUAAAUUAUGGCCAUUGGAAA